AUGCCAGGUGGCGAUAAAUACGUUGUCAAAGCAUUAAAGUACAACGGUGUUAUUCUCCAUGCUUUCUCUUUAGGUGUUGGUGACGAUAAACGGGCGGACGCUCACAAUUAUCUGUCAGACGGUUCCGGAAUGACCCAGGAGUUCCUGGCGGACGGUGAAACGUUGAUGAUGACGUCGUCAACCGUGAUGGGCGCCAAGUCGCUGUCCUUCAAACUAGGAGAGGCUAUUGACUCCAUCACGCUUGAACGAAAAGUGAAAGUGACGUUUUCGGUUGACGGGGAAAAAUUGGUAGAGAAGCAGUCCGGAGAUGGCUUCGAGUGUCAGCACGUGCGCCAGGGGUCUGGAAACACACUCACAAUGACACUGACUGGGGGCGGACAUACUUGUAUACGGACAUUUGUGAAAUUGUGA
Molecule: messenger RNA, 411 nt
Organism: Mya arenaria
Lineage: Eukaryota; Metazoa; Mollusca; Bivalvia; Myida; Myidae
Product: fatty acid-binding protein, liver-like
Exons: 4
Coding region: 1-411 (136 amino acids)
Molecular function (GO): lipid binding
Source: RefSeq, a predicted model, not a curated record